Messenger RNA from Eurytemora carolleeae, 4154 nucleotides. RefSeq lists its product as uncharacterized. NCBI's taxonomy places the organism in Eukaryota, Metazoa, Arthropoda, Copepoda, Calanoida, Temoridae. Gene Ontology annotation, biological process: response to oxidative stress. Bases 157 to 3942 code for a protein of 1261 amino acids. Gene Ontology annotation, molecular function: peroxidase activity; heme binding. The transcript is spliced from 18 exons. The record is from RefSeq and is a predicted model, not a curated record.
UUUCCAAGUGUUUUCAGACUCCUUGGCACAGACACAUUCCCGUUGUACAGUACAACAAAGGUUCACACAGUACCCGAGACUGUAGUACAGCAGUACAUGUGUACACCAGAGUAUAUUAUUAAGUUAGGACAGCCGACCAGCUAGUGAGUGAAGAGAAUGGCUUUAAAAUUGGCGUUACUGAUCCUUUCUUUGCUAUACAGGGACAUUUACAGUGAGACUGUUUAUACAAAAUGCAAAAUAAAGUUCAGAACCUUAAACGGAAGCUGCAGCAACGCAUUAAACCCUGAUUGGGGAUUGGCCGGUCAAACAGUAGGUUCAGGUUUAAUCUCCGGGUAUCCCUCCUCCCCCCUACCCAGCAGUAUGUUAGCAGAACACCCGGAGAGGAUCGAACCCGUGACAGAAUGGUUGGGAGCCUGGACUGUUUUUAUUAAACAUGAUCUGCUAGAUAUCAGGUCUCUAAAAGAUGAAUUUAUAAACCUGGAAACCCCUCUGCUUGAUCUAUCCAACAUGUAUGGAACAUCAGGAGACAAGAUACAAAUUCUAUCAGAACAAAACGAUGAGACUUGGGAGGUUGGAGAGAAGAUAUUAUGGCGGUUACUGGAGGCGGAAGAAAGCAGGCUUGUGGCGGAGUUAAGGCGGAGGAAUCAGGACUGGGGACUCACAAGGGUCCAACAGGAGUCUCGUAGGAUAUUGAUUGGUGAAUACAACAAUAUAAUCGUAAAGGAGUUGGCACCACUCCUUCUAGGAUAUCCAGCAUCACUUCUACAACAGGUUGGAGAUGCCGUCGCUCCUGAACCUAUUACUGUAGAGGAACUUCUGGUCGGGGUUCAAGCUUAUCUAGCACUUGGAGCAACAGAGAUAAUUAGCUCCCAACCCAACCUCAAGAGUAUCUGGAUGAAACUAGCAGAAAGGAUGUUGACCCUCCGACAAGAAGUUCCCUCUGGAGGAGUUACAAUGGACAGGUUAAAUGAUGUCUCCGAAGCCCUUGAUAUCGUGGAGCGUAUUGGAAUGCUGAACUGGAGAGAUGUAAGAACCAAGUGUAAACUCCAGGAGGGCCAGGAAUACUAUGAAGCUUUGUUCAGAGGAGGUAAGGACGGAUCUUUGAUGAAUCCUCUGUUAGGAGGAUUAGCAGAGAACCCAGGUUGGGGUUCCAUUCUCUCCCCAACCUUAGCUUGCCUUCUUAAUAAGUUGUUGAGCAAAGUUAUUAAUGGUGACUCCUUUUGGUAUACCCGAGACGAGAAAACUGGAAGAAUGCACGAGGAUGGACUUAGGAAAGAUCAAAUCGAAUCCUUGAAGUCUGUCACCCUCUCCUCCUUUCUAUGUGAGAAUAUUCCCAAUAUUAAAACCAUCCAACCUUCUAGUUUUCUCCUACCCGAUGAGUCGUUAAACAACCAGAUAUCUUGCCUGUACAUCCCUAGACUAGACCUCUCCUUAUGGGAGUCAGAGGAACCUGGACUAGAUCUAGAAGAGGAAGAAGAGAUAGAACAAGCCCUACGAGUGGCAAUGGAGAAUUUGCUCAAGUUUCGUAAGUUUGAAUACAAUCUGCUCGACAGUUGUUCUCUUCCAGUUCAUAGCAGUCUUCGAGCCCAAGGAGCAGUUUCAAAACCUUCAAUACAGGUUCAAAACACAGUAAACAACUCAGCUUUGUUUGAGUUUGUCACCUACGAGUUUAUGAAAAGUCCCCGCCUGGCUAAUCUUGUUGCGUCAUCCACCAGCAAGACUAGAAGUAGGAGAGAAGCUAAGACUGCUGGGAUUGACUUCAACGAUCCUCAAAACUCUAUCGACAUCAAUGGUAUACUCAACAGUAAGGUGAAAGAAAAACUUAAAUCUCUACCCACAGGGCAUAAUUUCUAUACAACAGUAACUGUUGAGAAUGUUCCAAGUUCAUCAAGGUUUACAGCCAGGGUUGUUCCUGCAGAAGCAACCCAGGUUGUUACUCUUGGCAAAUGCUUCCCCUCUGAAGAUCUGACUCCCUGCAACUCAGAAGAUAGAUACAGAACAUACAGUGGAUGGUGCAAUAACAUAAACAACCCAGAAUGGGGUAAGAGCAACUCACCACAUCGUCGUUUUCUUCCGUCUGAAUAUGAGGAUGGAGUUUCAACUCCCCGACAGAAAAGUGUCCGAGGAUCAAGAAUACCCAAUCCCAGAACAGUAUCUCAAGAUAUCCACACUAAUGAAGCUGCUCCAGACCCAAAGUAUACCUUGAUGUUGAUGCAGUGGGGUCAGUUUAUUGAUCAUGAUAUGACACACACACCAAUGGUUCGAGGUCAUGGCAAUUCUCUUCUGGACUGUAAAUCCUGUGAUUCUGGUGUUCAACAUCCAGCUUGUAAUCCUAUUAAGAUCCCACAAGAUGAUCCUUUCUUCACAUACAAUAGAGUAGACCCAAAAUGCAUUCCUUUCACCAGAUCCUUCGCUGGACAGCAGAAGAUAGGCCCUAGAGAGCAAUUGAACCAAAUCAGCUCCUAUAUUGAUGCAAGCGCUCUUUAUGGAUCAGAUGAGUGUCAGACUAAACAGCUCAGGAAACAGGACUCCUAUCUUCUCAAAACCUUUUCACAUCCUCUUAAUCGUAGAGGCGGUAAGUACAAGUAUCUACUCCCAAGAACCACAGAGAACCUGGAGUGCUUCUCCCCCACUGGAGAAUGUUUUUUGGCCGGAGAUGGCAGGGUUAAUGAACAUCCAGGGUUAACAGUCAUGCAUACAUUACUUGUCCGAGAACACAACUCUAUUGCGGAGAAGUUGGCAGCAUUGAACCCACACUGGGAUAAUGAGAAGGUAUUCCAGGAGACAAGAAGAAUACUAGGAGCUCAGAUUCAGCAUAUUACAUAUAAUGAGUUCCUUCCCCGAGUUCUUGGUCUAAACUCCUUAAAGGUCUUUGAUAUUGAUCUUAGAACUGGAGAAUAUUACUACGACUAUGACCCUGAAUGCUCUGCGACAACUUUCAAUGAAUUUGCCACUGCUGCAUUCAGGUUUGGACACAGCACCAUCCGGCCUAAUCUUACUGUUAUGAGUGAACAGGCCAUGCUUGGUCGUUCCAAUCCUCGAGACCUUCAACUUAGGAACCACUUUAACAACCCGGAUGUGAUCAUGGAGGAGCACAUGGUAGACGAUCUGCUCCGAGGUCUGGUGAUGACUCCAAUGGAGACGGUGGAUAACCGGAUGACAGAGGAGAUAUCUAAUCAUCUGUUUGAGGAGAGGGGGAAAACUGAAUCUGGGAUGGAUUUGAUUGCUCUGAAUAUACAAAGAGGAAGAGAUCAUGGUAUUCCAGGUUACAACAAAUACAGAGAGAUGUGUAAACUGAAGAGAGCUAAACACUUUCUAGAUUUUCAAGAUGAAAUACCUUUGGACAUCAUAAACAAACUGCAGAAGAUAUACAAGCACCCAGACGACGUGGAUCUAUUCCCUGGUUUACUCUCUGAAAGGAAGUUGGCCGGCGCGCUAACUGGUCCAACCUUGACCUGUUUAAUAGGUCUGCAGUUCAGCCAUCUUAGGAAAUGUGAUAGAUUCUGGUAUGAAACUGGAAACCACGUGCUUAAGUUUAGCGAGGAUCAGCUGACCGAACUGCGAAGAACCAGUUUGGCGGGACUUAUUUGUAGAAACAUGGACGAUAAUUCAUUACUGCCCAGGUCUGCUAUGGACCAGAUGGACCGAUUAACUAAUCCCAUGGUGGAUUGCGCUGAAACAAUAAAACAUCUUGAUCUUGAACCCUGGAAAGAAGAGGGACCUGUUGACAAAACUUGUGAGGUGUCGGAACAAACCAUUAGAGAGGGUGAGACACAUCGAGCUUCUCCAUGUACAGAGUGUACGUGUACUGCAGAGGGGUUAAAGUGUGAGACAGUAAAUCUGUUUCAAUCAGGUUCAAGCUGUCUAGCUCUCGUCAACAAAUAUGGAAUUAAAGAGGUGGAGGAAGAUGAAACCUGUAGAUCUCAGUGCAGAAUCCUCUAGCAGAAAAAUGGAGGAAAAAUCUGCAAUAUUUUAGUUAAAAAAUAAAUCAGUGCCGAUUGUGAACACUCAUUAGAAAAAGUGCAAAAAAUAGAUUAGACUUCAGACAGCACAGCCUCUCAGCUGAUGAAGGAAAUACUUCAUUUUAUAAUAUUUUAUAUUGUUUGUCAAUAAAUGUAUAUCUAUUUGUUAAAUAUAUAUUAAUAAAGAAUAAA